Psammomys obesus (fat sand rat) is the source of this 966-nucleotide messenger RNA. RefSeq names its product WD repeat domain 38 (gene Wdr38). The record is from RefSeq and is a predicted model, not a curated record. Lineage: Eukaryota; Metazoa; Chordata; Mammalia; Rodentia; Muridae. Gene Ontology annotation, molecular function: protein binding.
UCCAAUGGGACAGGUGCCCCCUAGGAGGAAGCCUGCCCAGCCCAGAGGCGGGUGCCCAUGAACAGCGAUGGCCCCAAAAAAUUGGCCGUGGGCAAAGUGAGGUACUUCGGUCAACAUCACGGGGAGGUUAACUGCUCUGCCUUCUCCCCUGAUGGCAAGAUCCUGCUCACAGCCUCUGAUGACGGUUUUGUGUAUGUAUGGGAGACAAAGAGUAGGCGACUGCUCUGGAAACUGACAGGCCACAGAGGCCCAGUGAAGUUCUGUCGCUUCCCCGAUGGCUGCCUGGUUGCCAGUUCCUCCUGCGACCACACUGUACGCCUGUGGGAUGUGGGCAAAUCCAAGUGUCUACAUGUACUGAAAGGUCACCAGCGGAGUGUGGAGACAGUGAGCUUCAGCCCUGAUUCAAAACAGCUGGCAUCAGGUGGCUGGGACAAGAGGGUGAUUCUCUGGGAGGUGCAGUCUGGUCACAAAGUACGCCUCUUGACUGGGCAUCAUGAUUCCGUCCAGAGCAGUGACUUCUCCCCAACUUCGGACUCUUUGGCCACUGGUUCCUGGGACUCGACUGUGCACAUCUGGGACCUGCGGGUGGCAAGCCCAGCUAUCUCCUACCAGGAGCUGGACGGUCACACAGGCAAAAUCAGAUGCUUGUGCUACUCAGCAUCUGGCCUCUUGGCAUCUGGCUCCUGGGACAAGACCAUCCGCCUCUGGAAGCCCACAACUAGCAGCUUGCUUUUCUAGCUCAAGGGCCACGGCACCUGGGUGAAGAGCCUCGCCUUUUCUCCUGAUGAGUUAAGGCUGGCCAGUGCCGGCUACUCCCGUAUGGUCAAAGUCUAGGACUGUAACACAGGACAAUGCCUCGAGACGGUAAAGGGCCUGUUGGAUGUGGCCCACGCCUGUGUUUUCACCCCAGAUGGCAAACUUAGUGUCAGGGGCUGCUGUGACAAGAUGACACGUCUCCUGCUUUAA